Messenger RNA from Chilo suppressalis (striped riceborer), 1312 nucleotides. The record is from the annotation of a GenBank genome assembly. Lineage: Eukaryota; Metazoa; Arthropoda; Insecta; Lepidoptera; Crambidae.
AGGAAUCAUAUGAUCUUUCAUGUUUUGUUCUGUCUUUGGAUUGAUUAUUAUCGAACGAAAGACAUCUUUUCCAAUAGCAGAACUAAGAACACGGAGUGGUUUUAAAUUAAAAUGAAAGGUUCCAUUUUUAAUAUUGAUGCUGGAUACUUGGAGGGAUUGUGCCGCGGUUUUAAGUGCGGUAUCCUCAAACAAUCUGAUUACUUGAAUUUGGUGCAAUGUGAAACAUUAGAAGAUUUGAAACUUCACCUGCAAGGCACAGAUUAUGGAACAUUCCUAGCUAAUGAGCCGAGUCCUCUUUCAGUGUCUACCAUUGAUGAUAAACUUCGAGAGAAACUUGUCAUUGAAUUUCAACAUCUUAGAAACCAUUCCGUGGAACCACUAUCAACUUUUUUGGAUUUUAUUACAUACAGUUACAUGAUUGAUAACAUAAUUUUGCUGAUAACAGGCACUCUGCAUCAAAGACCUAUUUCGGAGUUGAUUCCAAAAUGUCAUCCUUUGGGUUCAUUUGAACAAAUGGAGGCUAUUCAUGUAGCUGCUACUCCAGCUGAACUGUAUAAUGCAGUGCUGGUAGACACACCCUUGGCUCCAUUCUUUGUUGAUUGCAUUAGUGAGCAAGACCUGGAUGAGAUGAACAUUGAGAUUAUUCGUAACACCUUGUAUAAGGCGUAUCUAGAAGCUUUUUAUGAAUUCUGCAAGCAGAUUGGGGGAACUACUGCUGAUGUGAUGUGUGAAAUAUUAGCUUUUGAAGCAGACCGCCGGGCUAUUAUUAUCACCAUAAAUUCUUUUGGUACUGAACUCUCAAAGGACGAUCGCGCCAAGCUUUACCCCCGUUGUGGCAAACUUAAUCCAGAUGGAUUAGCAGCUUUGGCCAGGGCCGAUGAUUAUGAGCAAGUAAAGGCAGUUGCUGAAUAUUAUGCAGAAUAUUCUGCACUAUUUGAAGGUGCUGGUAACAAUGUUGGUGAUAAGACAUUGGAAGACAAAUUCUUUGAACAUGAGGUCAGCCUAAAUGUGCAUGCAUUUCUGCAGCAAUUCCACUUUGGAGUAUUUUAUUCAUACCUCAAACUGAAAGAACAAGAAUGCAGGAAUAUUGUGUGGAUAAGUGAGUGUGUUGCUCAGAAGCAUCGGGCUAAGAUUGAUAAUUACAUUCCUAUUUUCUAAACAUUAUUAACAACAUUACAAAGACAUACUAUUGGCAUAACUUUGUUCAAUAAUAAAUAUAUUAUGAUUUUCAUAGUGAUUAUUAUGUAAUCCAUGCAGUGUUAUCCCAUUACAUCACUGAAUACAGAUAAUUUAUAAUAUCUUAAUGUUAUUA